Ilyonectria robusta is the source of this 1742-nucleotide messenger RNA. Its product is annotated as Aldehyde/histidinol dehydrogenase. The record is from RefSeq and is a predicted model, not a curated record. NCBI's taxonomy places the organism in Eukaryota, Fungi, Ascomycota, Sordariomycetes, Hypocreales, Nectriaceae. Bases 255 to 1592 code for a protein of 445 amino acids. The transcript has 3 exons. Gene Ontology annotation, molecular function: glutamate-5-semialdehyde dehydrogenase (NADP+) activity; NADP binding.
UGAGUGCGAGGCAACUGCCAUGGCGGGGUGCAUGAACCCCACGUCAAAAAGAAGGGCGCGAUGGCGGGGCACACCAAAGACUCGCCCAGUCGCUCACUCAAUCAUCAUCAGAUCUUGAGUCAUCAACGAGAACGGCACACGACAGCAUCCACCACCUUCCACCAGCCGCUGGAAAGGAGCCUCAUAUAUUGGUUGCUUCCUUUUCCAUUAAAUUGCUUCGUCAUCCAUCAUCAUCACCAUCGCGUCCUGCAGCCAUGUCGCUCACCAACGCCUCCCCCGAGGCCGCUGCCAUCGCCGCAAAGACGGCGUCCUUCGCCCUUGCGACUCUUCCCGCCUCAGCCCGCAACGAGGCCCUUGAAGCCAUUCACGCUGCUCUCACCGAAUCCAGGGAUGUUAUCCUCGCCGCCAAUGCCCGCGACCUCGACCUCGCCCGCAAGGCUGCCGCUGAUGGUAGCCUUAGCCAAGCUCUCGUAUCUAGGCUCGACCUGGGCAAGAAGGGCAAGUGGGAGGAUAUGCUUAAGGGUAUCUUGGAUGUAAGAGAUCUCGAGGAUCCAAUUGGUCAAAUUCAGAUGAGGACCAAACUCGAUGAUGACCUCACCAUGGAGCGCGUCUCAUGCCCAAUCGGUGUCCUUCUCAUCAUCUUUGAGGCCCGUCCCGAAGUUAUCGCCAACAUUGCCUCUCUCGCUAUCAAGUCAGGCAACGCCGCGAUCCUAAAAGGUGGAAAGGAGUCGACUGAGUCAUUCGUCGCCAUCUCUCAGGUCAUUUCAUCGGCCUUAGAAAAGUCCCAGGUUCCCAACUCGGCCAUCCAACUCGUCACCACUCGCGAUGCUAUCGCUGAGCUUCUCGCCCAGGACCGUCAUAUCGAUCUCGUCAUCCCUCGCGGUUCCAACGAACUUGUCCGCUACAUCAAGGAAUCUACCAAGAUCCCGGUUCUUGGCCAUGCCGAUGGUCUAUGCCACAUCUACCUCACCGACUCCGCUGAUAAAGACAAGGCUGCCACCGCCAUCGUGGACUCCAAGACCAGCUACCCUGCCGCCUGCAAUGCCGUAGAGACGCUUCUUGUCCAGGACUCUGCUCUCACCACCAUCUUUCCCAGCGUCGCUUCUGCCCUCGCUGCCAAGGGGGUCUCCCUACGAUGUGACCCGGCAAGCAAGGCCGCCAUUGCGUCCCUAUCGCUCGAGGACGUCCACGAUGCCACCGCCGAGGACUACGACACUGAGCACCUCUCCUUGACCAUCGGCGUCAAGACAGUUCCCGACAUCGACACCGCCAUCACUCACAUCAACACACACGGCUCUCACCACACUGACGCCAUCCUUACCUCCAACGCCGCCGACGCCGAGCGCUUUAUGAAUGAGGUCGACUCCGCAGGUGUGUACUGGAAUGCCGCCACCCGCCUUGCUGACGGUAUGCGCUAUGGCUUCGGCACCGAGGUCGGUAUCAGCACAAACAAGAUCCACGCCCGUGGGCCUGUCGGUCUUGAGGGUCUUACCAUUUACAAAUACAAGAUCCGCGGUGACUACCAAGCUACUGCAAGCUACGGCGACGGAGAGGGCAAGCGGCAAUGGAAGCACGAGAGGCUCAACCUGUAGAGAGAAAACGACUGACGGACGUGGGCGUUGGGUUUAACAAAAAGCUUGCUUGCAUCUUCUUGGAUAAGAUACUUUAAACAUGGGAGUUGCUCACAGAUCUCCGCCAAUGGUAUCAUCAAUAAAAUACUUGACCGCAACGCAGUAGUAAUC